AUGUCAGCAUUCAAGGCCAUUCCUGACUCCUGCUUACAUGAGAACGGGGGGUGUGAGCACUUCUGCGAGGAAGAGGGGGGCCGACGCAACUGUUCAUGUGCGGACGGCUACUUCCUGGGAACUGAUGGACAGUGUUGCCUGACACAAGGUUAGCAGUCACAGCCACAGGCCAUGUGACAAUGUCAACUUUGUAUGACCAAUUGUAUUGUCAUCAUGUAUGAUGUUAUCUGUGGAUGCGUCCCAAAUGGCACCCUAUGUCCUAUACACUGAGUGUACAAAACAUUAGGAACACUUUUUUGCCUUCAGAACAGCCUCAAUUAGUUGGGGCAUGGACUCUACAAGGUGUCGAAAGCGUUCGACAGGGAUGCUGGCCCAUGUUGACUCCAAUGCUUCCCACAGUUGUGUCAAGUUGAUUCUUUGUCCUUUGGGUAGUGGACCGUUCUUGAUACACACGGGAAACUGUUGAGCGUGAAAAACCCAGCAGCGCUGUAGUUCUUGAGACACUCAAACCGGUGCGCCUGGCACCUACUACCAUACCCUGUUCAAAAGGCACUUAAAUAUUUUCUCUUGCCCAUUCACCCUCUGAAUGGCACACAUACACAACCUAUGUCUCAACUGGCUCAAGGCUUAUAAAUCCUUCUUUAACCGGUCUCCUUCCUUUCAGCUACACGGAUUGAAGUAGAUUUAACAAGUGACAUCAAUAAGGGAUCAUAACUUUCACCUGGAUUCACCUGGUCAGUCUAUGUCAUGGAAAGAGCAAUUGUUCCUAAUGUUUUGUACACUCAAUGCAUAGUGUAGUACAGGGUUCUUCAAUUCCGGUCCUGGAGGGCCGAAACACCUCUGUUUUUCAUCCUCUCCUUAUAAUCAGGGGCUAAUUCAGACCUGGGACACCAGGUGAGUGCAAUUAACUACCAGGUAGAAAUAAAAAACAGAAGUGUUUCGGCCCUCCAGGACCGGAAUUGAAGAACCCUGGUGUAGUACUUUAAAAAAAAGUAGUGCACUAUAUAGGGAGAUAGGGUGCUAUUUGGUAUGUACCCUGUGGUUGUAGAAUAUGCAGUGCAUUCGGAAAGUACUCAGACCCCUUGACUUUUUCCACAUUUUGUUACGUUACAGCCUUUUCCAUCAAUCUACACACAAUACCCCAUAAUGACAAACCAAAAACAGGUUUUUAGAAAUGUUUGCUAGUUUAUUUUUAAAAAACGGACAUCACAUUUACAAGUAUUCAGAUCCUUUACUCAGUAAUUUGUUGAAGCACCCUUGGCAGCUAUUACAGCCUCGAGUCUUCAGGGGUAUGACGCUACAAGCUUGGCACACCUGUAUUUUGGGGGUUUCUACCAUUCUUUUCUGCCGAUCACAUCAAGCUCUGUCAGGUUGGAUGGGGAGCGUUGGUUGCUGUACAGCUAUUUUCAGGUCUCUCCAGAGAUGUUCGAUCGGAUUCAAGUCCAGGCUCUGGCUGGGCCACUCAAGAACAUUCAGAGACUUGUCCCGAAGCCACUCCUGCAUUGUCUUGGCUGUGUGCUUAGGGUCAUUGUCCGGUUAGAAGGUGAACCUUCGACCCAGUCUGAUAUCCUGAGCGCUCUGGAGCAGGUUUUCAUCAAGGAUCUCUCUCUGUACUUUGCUCCGUUCAUCUUUGCUUCUCCCAUCUCCACAGAGGAACUAUUGAGCUCUGUCAGAGUGAACAUCGGGUUCUUGUUCACCUCCCUGACCAAGGCCAUUCCCCCCCGAUUGCUCAGUUUGGCCGGGUGGCCAGCUCUAGGAAGAGUCUUGGUGAUUCCAAACUUCUUCCAUUUAAGAAUGAUGGAGGCCACUGUGUUCUUGGGGACCUUCAAUGCUGCAGACAUUUUUUCAUCCCUUCCCAAGAUCUGUGCCUCUACACAAUCCUGUCUCGGAGCUGUACGGACAAUUCCUUCGACCUUAUGGCUUGGUUUUUGCUCUGACAUGCACUGUCAACUGUGGGACCUUAUAUAGACAGGUGUGUGCCUUUCCAAAUCAUGUCCAAUCAAUUGAAGUUACCACAGGUGGACUCCAAUCAAGUUGUAGAAACAUCUCAAGGAUGAUCAAUGGAAACAGGAUGCACCUGAGCUCAAUUUCGAGCCUCAUAGCAAAGGAUUUGAAUACUUACGUAAAUAAGGUAUUUCAGUUUUUUAUUUGUAAUACAUUUGCAAAAACUUCUAAAAAACAGGUUUUGCUUUGUCAUUAUGGGGUAUUGUGUGUAGAUUGCUGUGUUUUUUUAAUUUAUUUAAUCUAUUUUAGAAUAAGGCUGUAACGUAACAAAAUGUUGAAAAAGUCAAAGGGUCUGAAUACUUUUCAAAGGCACUGUAUGACCACUGGUCUCUCGUUGCUCCAGAAACAAUGGCCUGUGGGAAGGUUCCUGUCCUGAAGGGCAGCGCCUCUGAGAAGGGAGACGGCCCGUUGGACCUCCGUUCACGUAUCGUGGGGGGAACAGAGUGCCCUAAGGGUCACUGCCCCUGGCAGGUACUGAAUGAACCAGUGACCUGAGCUCAGAGACAAAGCGGCGGACAUGUUUAUGUAUCUGAUGUAGAGGUGAAGUCCCUUUGUCCACGGUGUGUGUUUCUACAGGUGUUGUUAGUGAGAAAUGGGAAGGGCUUCUGUGGAGGAGUCAUCUACAAACCCACCUGGAUCCUCACUGCCUCUCACUGCUUGGAGAAUAUCAAGGCCCAGCACCUGAAGGUGGUGGCAGGUAUGGACUGUAUUUCUUUAUAAAGAGUAAACACACCUGUUGUGUGUUGAAGUCUGAGUUGUUUCAAAGAUCUUGACAACCUUUUAUGCAUGUACCCAGGUGAACACGACACAGAAAUAGAGGAGGGUACAGAACAGACCAUAGAUGUAGCAGAGAUCAUCAUGCACAAGAGCUACGUGUCAGACACGGCGGACAGCGACAUCGCCCUGCUACGUCUGAAGACGGCCAUCACCAUCACGCCUUUCGCCGUGCCCAUCUGCCUGCCCACCCGCUCGAUGGCGGAGCGUGAGCUCUGGGCCAUCAACCUCCACACAGUGAGUGGGUGGGGCCGGCGCAGCGAGAACGGCCCUACGUCGCGUGUCCUCCGGCGGCUGGAGGUGCCACGUAUACGUACCCAGGACUGCGUUGAGAUGAGCGGUGUCACGCUAACGGCUAACAUGUUCUGUGCCGGCUACAUCGAGGGCAGGCAGGACUCCUGUAAGGGGGACAGCGGCGGACCACUGGUCACCCGCUACAGAGACACCACAUUCCUGUUGGGUAUCGUCAGCUGGGGAAAGGGGUGCGCCCGGCCGGGGAACUAUGGGAUUUACACCCGCGUGUCCAACUACCUGGACUGGAUCCACAGCUACACGGCAGAGCAGCCGACAGCGCAGCCGACAACGCAGACGCAGAACACCACGGCCAAUCCAAAUGCAGUCUUAUAAGUGUCACAGAACAGGAGCAGAGCUGAGCCCAGUACCUUAUUGGGUUAAACUUGUAGUAUAUCUCUGAAACCAUGUUUGGCUUUCUGAUUAUAGUAUAUAUAUUUAUUAUGUUUCUCGUGCUUUGACUACACUUUCUAAAGUUUUUCUGUAUGUUUGUUGAUUUUAUGAUUUGAUUUCCCUCUGAUAAAAAAAAAGAAUAACUCUUGAUUGAUGCCAAAGUAAACUGACCCUUCUGCUGUGUCAUGAUAACCAUUAAGGCAAACUGACUCUUACGUAAGUUGGUGUUCAAUUACAAUGCAUUUGCCAUCUGUCGUGAACAUUUUUACACAGGGACACUCAAAGUCAAUCUUAAAUGUAGCAUUGUUUAUUGCCAGCGUGCUGGAGAGUUUCCAACAAACUUAAUGCACCAUA
This is a messenger RNA of Coregonus sp. 'balchen', 3816 nucleotides long. Lineage: Eukaryota; Metazoa; Chordata; Actinopteri; Salmoniformes; Salmonidae. The record is from the annotation of a GenBank genome assembly.